Molecule: messenger RNA, 3498 nt
Organism: Salarias fasciatus (jewelled blenny)
Lineage: Eukaryota; Metazoa; Chordata; Actinopteri; Blenniiformes; Blenniidae
Gene: supt20h
Product: SPT20 homolog, SAGA complex component
Exons: 24
Coding region: 199-2697 (832 amino acids)
Biological process (GO): regulation of transcription by RNA polymerase II
Cellular component (GO): SAGA complex
Molecular function (GO): transcription coregulator activity
Source: RefSeq, a predicted model, not a curated record
UGUUGUCACACUGGAAGAAAAUGGCUGCAGCCUCGACUUUUUUUCAAUGAAGACCACUGAUAUUUCAAUUUCAUUUCGUUUUCUUGCAUCGGAACUACAAUCGACCGCUAUGCAAUCCCGAAGGGCGUGAAUGGUCGCUUCAGGAAGGGGACAGUGUUGGGCAGAAAGGUCAGCAUCGUCUACUGGCUGUGGACCACAAUGCAACAAGUUUUGGAAUAUGCAUUGGAUCGAGCCGAGUAUAUUGUUGAAAGUGCUCGACAGAGACCUGCCAAGAGAAGAAUUUCAUCUGGCGGGAGGAAGAGUUUGUAUCAGAAGCUCUAUGAGCUCUAUAUGGAAGAAUGUGAGAAAGAGCCAGAGUUAAAGAAUCUGAGAAGAAAUGUGAAUCUACUGGAAAAGCUGGUGUCUCAGGAGUCUGUAUCAUGUCUGGUGGUGAAUCUGUACCCUGGGAAUGAAGGCUAUUCGUUAAUGCUCAGGGGGAAAAAUGGAUCUGAUUCUGAAACCAUCCGUCUGCCAUACGAAGAAAGGGAACUGCUGGAGUACCUGGAUGCUGAGGAGUUGCCGCCCAUUCUGGUGGAUCUGUUAGAGAAAUCACAAGUGAAUAUUUUCCACUGUGGAUGCGUCAUAGUUGAAGUGAGAGACUACAGACAAUCUGGUAAUAUGAAGAUUCCGACCUAUCAGACCAGGCACAUCUUGCUGCGCCCAACCAUGCAGACGCUGAUCUGUGACGUACAUGCCAUGACCAGUGACCACCACAAAUGGACACAGGAUGACAAACUGCAGCUGGAGAGUCAGUUGAUUUUGGCCACAGCUGAGCCUCUGUGCCUGGAUCCUUCCAUUUCUGUUACUUGCACAGCCAACCGUUUGCUUUACAACAAACAAAAAAUGAACACUCGCUCGAUGAAACGGUGUUUCAAAAGGCACUCCCGGGCUGCGCUGAACAGGCAGCAGGAGCUCUCCCAUCUGCCCCUUCCACCACAGCUCCGGCUCUACGACUACCUGCAGAGGAGAAAGGAGAAGAAGCCAGCGCCAGUCAUAGACCUGAAGAUCUCCAAGAUUGGAAACUGCGUCGACAUGUGGAAGCAGAGCAACUGCCAGCUAACCGUACCGAAGGAAAUCGAUGUGGAAAAGUAUGCAGUGGUUGAGAAGUCGUUGCAGCUGGAGGACUCUCAGCCCACGACGGUGAUUUGGCCUGCUGAGGAAGUCAUAGAUGACUACACAUUCGAGUGUGAGGUAGGAGGCCAAGCUCAGAGAACCAAGGUGUCCAUCUUCCAGUCCAUGGGCGAUCCGCUGGUGUACGGCAAGAUCUACUGCGCUAAAGAACCAAAAGCAGAAGAGGACAGCACGGACUUAAAACUCAUACAUCCUCCUUUCCUCAUAGGAUCAAAGAUAGAUGCCGACCGGUUUCUUACUCAGUAUAAAGGAGUGUAUGAAAGAGACGUGAAAUGCCAGGUGAAGAUGUCCCAUAACUCAGGCAGCGUGGGACAGGGGCCUCCUUCCCCCAGCAAAGAUGAGGGCGAUGGCAUUUCUCCACUGGUUCAGACGUCUGUGCUGGGGAAAGGGGUGAAGCACCGGCCCCCUCCCAUCAAACUGCCUUCAGGAUCAGGCAGCAGCUCCUCAGGUAACCCUUAUAGUUCACAAGCCACCAGUGGUCUACUCAAGUGUCCUACGCCCCCUCCAGCCAAAAGCCAGUCUCUGAGCAGGAAGCACUCCAUGGAGCUGGGCCAGGUGGGCCUGCUGUCGCCCGCCUCCCUGUCUCCCAUGGGCUCCACACAGAGAUCGGGCACCCCCAAGCCAUCCACCCCCACCCCCACCAACACGCCGUGCUCGACGCCGCACCCCGCCGACUCCCUCUCCGCCCCGCUCUCGUUGACCCCGACUCCCUCAGACCCUCCCUUGGUCCAGAGCCAGUCCCAGCCCGCCCUCCUCACGCCUUUCACCCAGCAGCAGCUGGCCCUCAGCCAGCCGCUGCCCGUCAUGACCAUUCCCCUCCCCACCAUGGGGACGUCCAUCACCACGGGAACCACUUCGUCGCAGGUCAUGGCCAAUCCGGCCGGCCUCAAUUUCAUCAACGUGGUCAGCUCUGUCUGCAGUCCCCAGACCCUGAUGAGCGGCUCAAACCCCAUGCUGGGUCCAGGCCUGAACCUGAGCGGGAUCCUGCCUCCUGGCGGCCUGAUGCCCACGAUGCAGUCUGCAGCCCAGGCUGGGAGUCCUUUCGGCCUGAAUAGCAGCGCUGGAUUGAGACCGCUGAACCUGCUGCAGAUCCCCACUGGUCCUCUCAUCUUUAACUCUCUGCAGCAGCAGCAGCUGUCUCAGUUCUCCCCACAGCAGAGUCAGUCGGCCACUUCCAGUCCUCAACAGCAGGGGGAGACGAACGACCAGGGCUCCGAUCAGAGUUUAGGGAACCAGCAGACGGCUGUCAUCAACCUGGGAGUCGGAGGCUUCAUGUCUCCACAGGCAGCAGUGCUGUCCCAGUUGGGCUGUGGGCUGGACGGUACUGGGCCCCCGCUGCCUUCUCCAAGGCUUCAGCAGCAGCACCAGCCACAGAUCCAAUUGCAAUUCUUGCAGCACCAAAUGCAGCAGCAGCAAAUGGCUAUGGGGGCAGCGGCUCCUCCGGGGGGAACGCCACGGCUACAUACCGCCAGCCAACCAAGAAGUAAGAGGAAGAGGAGCACGCCACAGCCCCUCGCCAAGUCGUGACAGACUGAAACCCACACUAAACCCCCUUCACCAGGACGCGAACGAUCCGCACUGUGCUCUUUGUCUGGCUCACUGUGGAGACUGCAGAUAGGAGAGACUGGGGUUUUUGUUUUUUUUUUUUUUGCGUCCUUUUUCAUCGUCCUUUUCUAGCUGAUGAAUUUUUAAUGUACUGGUUGUCAGAGGAAGUGGAGAACCAAAAGCUGUGUCCGCCACACAGAGCGGAACUUUUAUUUUCCAAGUCAAAUCAGCCCCUAAACUUAAAAGAACCUUAUGGAUAUUUUAAAUAUGAAAUAGAAGGAAAAAAAAGGUUCCUGUUGGAGGAUUGCUCCCACAGGGACAUACUUACUCUCUUCAGGAAGACUUUUCUUUUUGUGGAAGCCCCCCCCCGCGGACUGAAGAGGACUGUGAAUGCACAUUCUGAGGACUCCUCCCGCCUCUGCCGGACUGAUAGAAACUGCCCUUUACGCACAGAUCCCAGCUGAGCAAAUUGACACCAAAUCCUCCGUGUUACCACCACAUGUGAAAAUGCAAAUCUGAUCUUGGAGCAGUGCCUGGGGGCCACUCUCUACCUCUGUGUGUUGAAAGUCCUUCCUGUCAGCAGUCCCAGCACAGGGCUCAAAGCGAGGACUCGAGAUCAACAUGCAAGACGGUGUACCUGCUUUUUGUACAGCACAUUUGUAAAAGGCAUUUUCUUUUAUUUAGUUCAGGAGCCAUGAGCCUACUAUUAUGAGACUGAGUGUGUGUGUGAGUGUGUGUGUAUGCGUGAGAGAGAAAUUUCUGGACUCUAAGAAAUAAUUUUUU